CAGCACCGAAGUUUUGCUCAAGUUCCCGACAAUGAUGAGCAGUUCGUUCCAGAUUUCCAGACUGAAAACUGUGAGUAAGAAACCAUGUCGCUUUUCUCUGUGUCUCUUUGUCUGUGCAUGUGUUAUGUUUAUGUGUGUGUGUGAACAUCUGUGGCGUUUUUCUUUUUUUUUCACUCAUCUUCACUGGUGUGUUUGUACUGGCGUAAAAAGCAAGUGACUGUGUGUGUUUUUCCAUGUCUCUCAGUGCCCUCACCUUUGCUUGCACAAGUGCUCUCAGGAGAGCUGCAGCAAUCUUGCAGGUCUACAGGUGCAUGGUUUGGGUUGGGGGGUUAUCUGUGUGUGUGUGUGUGUGUCUCUGUUUUCCCUUGUUGUUCUUGGGACCGCUACUGAGAUAUUAUUGCACUGUGACUUAUUUGCAUAAGAAAACAUCAAAAUAUUGUGGCUAACUUUUUUUUAGGUAGUUGAAGUGGUAUUUUUAACUCCAGGUAGUCCAAACUGCUGUCAGUUGAUGUCUGUUUUGAAUUUUCUUUUUUAAUAAAAUCUUAAAAAUAUGCUCCUCCUUGACCUUUCCCCAAACUCCUUUUUUGUGCAAACCAUGGAGUGUGGUUAUAUUUUCUAAAUCAGGCGGUGUAAUAUUAAGUACUCCUGCAUUUAUCCUUCUUUACUUGGAGGUUGGCUGGCCUUCUUUUACACUCCCUAUCCUUCACUGGAGAUUUUAAAGCAUGAAAGCAAGUAUGAUCUGUUUUUUUGUGCUUUUUUCCUCCUUGCUCUACAUAUUUUAUCCAACAAAAGGACAAAUUCUGUUUCUAAGAAUACUUCCUAAAAGUUUUAAAACAUUUUCCAAUGUCUGACAAGAGUUCAUUUUUCACUCACAGUGAUGAGGAUAAGCUAGUUGGUCGUACUUCACCUGGCUGUAUACGGUGGUUGCACACGGUGACUGGUUACUUGGCACGGCCCAUUUCUGGAGGAAGUAGUGCCAAGGUGGGGACAGAAAUUGAUGGCGUUCCACGGACUGCAGCUGAAGAUCAAGAGGGAGCUGCACAGCCCGUGUUCAGAGCUGAGCUCCAACUGUAGCCAGGAGCGGCCCUUCAAACUCCAGUAUGGAGAGAAGUGCCCGUACAGCAUCAGUGCCUAUGAGCAGAAGCAGCCCACAGGAAUGAAGCCCUCCAGCCCAGUGACACCCCCCUGUAGCACCCCUGUGUCCCCACUUCAUCAUGGCUCACCCACGACGGCCCCAACACCCAAACCAGACAGGACCUACACCCACAUACCGCCCUCGCAGCCUCUCCCUGAUAACGCCUACACUAUGGACCACAGAUUUCGACGUCAGCUCUCAGAGCCUUGCCACUCGUUUCCCUCCCCGCCGACAAUGGCUCGGGACGGCCGGCCCAUCUACCACAGGCAGAUGUCGGAGCCCAACAUCCCUUUCCCUCCUCAAGGCUUCAAACAGGAGUACCCCGACCCCCUCUUCGAACACCCGGCCAUGAUGGGGGCCCCUAUUCCCCACACAUACCCAGCCGGCAUGAUGAUCAAGCAGGAGCCGAGGGACUUCACCUAUGACUCAGCAGAAGUGCCUAGCUGCCAUUCUGUCUACUUACGGCAAGACGGCUAUCUGGCUCACACUAACAGGACUGAAGGUUGUAUGUUUGACAAAGUGGCGAGGCACUUCUACGACGAUACCUGCGUGGUGCCUGAAAAGGUGGAAGGCGACAUCAAACAGGAGUCGGGCUUGUACCGUGAGGGCCCGUCGUACCAGCGCAGAGGCUCGCUGCAGCUCUGGCAGUUCCUGGUGGCUUUACUGGAUGACCCGUCCAACUCCCACUUCAUUGCCUGGACCGGCCGUGGCAUGGAGUUUAAACUCAUUGAGCCAGAAGAGGUGGCACGUCGGUGGGGGAUACAGAAGAACCGGCCAGCGAUGAAUUACGACAAACUCAGCAGAUCAUUGCGCUACUACUACGAGAAGGGAAUCAUGCAGAAGGUGGCCGGCGAGAGAUAUGUCUACAAGUUCGUGUGUGACCCCGAGGCCUUGUUCUCCAUGGCGUUUCCUGACAAUCAGCGGCCGGUGCUGAAAACUGACAUGGAGCGGCAGAUCAACGAGGAGGACACGGUGCCGCUGUCGCACUUUGACGAAAACAUGGCAUACGUACAGGAGGGACCCUACUGCCAGCCGCACCCCUACAGCGAGGGCUACGUUUAUUAACGUCAGCCCUACAAAACCCACACCUCCACCCUACCCUCCUCCCACCUGCCUCCAUCCGUACACAUGAGACUGUCGUGUCCUCUAACUCGCAGCCGCUCGGGGAAUUAGACUGAACACACACAUGCAGCGGCGCUUCCCUUCCCCUCUGUCUCAAACACGUACACGUCCUUUUGCUCUUGUCUUUCUGACCGCACAGCAAGAUGGAGAGUGCACUUUAUGGACCGGAAUGGCACGAUGUUAGCCUGCCGGGGGCUAGCUAUGUGAUUGGCUUUUUACUCAUUUAUGUUUGUACAUUAAUGUGGGAAUCAUUCUGUUUGUUUGGUUGUUUUUUGAAGUCCUUAUGAUUUUGAGCAUGUGCCGCCCUAACGAGACUGGACUAAUUUACGGUCACUUUGAUCUCCUGCUAAAGAAACCGUCUCAUCUACACUCACAAAAGAUGGCCAUUUGUUUGACUGUCUUUCUUUUUGUCUUCAUCCUGUACUGGAAACGUGUUAACGAUACUUUUAUGGUGAAGUGACAUGAUUAUAGACUUGAAAAAGUAAUGUGAUUAUAAAAGAGACAUUUAGCUAUCAGUGAGAACUGCCUCGCCACCGGUCUGAACACCGCACCUCUGUCCGUCAAUGCCCGUCGUCCAAUCAGACUGUAGAUUUCAUCAUGUAGGUGUUGUAAUGACAUAAACUCCACUGGAUCCUCAGCAGCUCAACAACCUUGUGGGUCAGUAAAGAUGAGACUUUCACUUACAAGGACGCACUCCGGGAAAAAAAAAUGUCUGGAUGACAAAAAAAAUACUUUCUCUGCGUCACACGUGAAUGGCCUGUGUUUAGGAUCGAAGACAAAGCUACAGGCUGCUGUAAAAUAAGUCAUUCACUGUAAACAGCAGUGUAAUGCGUCAGAGCAGGAGUCACUCAUUCGUCCUUCAGGUGUUCAGUUUUUCAAUGGAUAACAGGUGAAAAGUGUAUGUACAGUCAAAGUGGUUACAGCAGCCAGUCAGUUCAUAUUCAGGAUAAUGUUUGCAUCCCCAGCUAAAAAACAAAAAACAUCUGAUUUCAUUGGCACAGACAAUAAAAAGGAAAAAAAAGAUAUAAAAUCGAAUUUCUCCCUUGAAUUGUUUUCGGUUUUGUUCCAGGUGAACGAGAGGUGUAUAUUUUGCUUAAAAACUGUUGCUUUGCCAUUAAUAGGUUGCUUUUUGGUUAAAAAAAAAAAAAAAACAACGUAAAAGAAAUAUUUAGAGUUUUAUAAUGUGAUGAAUAAAAAUCAUGGUAUAUUAAAUUGUUCCAUUGUAUAAUCAGGUAAAUGCACAUUUUGUUGCUGCUUCAAAUUGUAAGUGUAUUUUCUAGUCUCGAGAAAAUGACAACAGGGGGAAAAAAGAAAAAAAAAAACAGUGCAGCAGCUAUGGCCUGCUAUUCUGGAUUUCUCUUUAUUUUUUGUCUCUUUUUUUUUCCCGUCAAUUUCAGCAUUAAAAAAAUUACUCUGAAUUUUGUUCUCAAGAUUCACGUGUGUGGGAUGGGAUUGGCAAUAGGAAAAAUUCUGUAAUAAAAUAGUUCUGAAAAACAAAGUGAUGAGCACUUCUCAAAUGUUUUAAUUGAUCAUAAUAUAAAGAAAAGUUUAAGAGCUUCAGUGCUUCUUCUCUUGGCAGUUUUAUGUAUUCCUUACAUAUGAUAAAUCUUUUUUUUUUCAAUCAAGCUGAAUAUUUAUCAUGUCUGUCCCGACAAGGUCAUAAAUUUACAAAGUGGAAGUGGGAAAAGAAAACACCAUAGCAGGUGUGUGUGUGUAUGUGUGUGUAGACUAGCAGAUUAUAGACUCUUGUCAAUUUCCAAGUUGGAAAGAAAACUCCCAAUCACAAAGCAUUUAACCAAAGUGACACCUGAGGAAAAAUCAAUGGCUAAUUUAAGACCUCGCUUUUUCAUGUAGGUGAAUUGUUUCUGUCCUUUUGUGUCUGGUGCUGGCAGUAAUGAAAAAAAAACAGCAACAAAAAAAGCAGCAACACUCCCUUAAAGUUAUCAUUUCCUUUUGUAAGGUGUCACUAUUGCUAAAAAUCAAUGACUAAUUUAAGGAAGCAUUGUUUAAUUGGUUCCACUGAUUUGAAAAAUGAAAACGGAUGUGUAAGUAAUGAAAAAACACCACUUGCCUUAAUUUGUCAGAGCAGGUUACAAGCCGAGCCUAUUACAGUCCCCACGCUUAGGUUUUUCUUUUUUAUUGAUUGUCUGUAGGGAAGGGAAUUGCCCUUAACUUUAAACACCUGAUUGCUUCCCCGAGGAUAUUUAACAACAUCUAAUCCGACAUAUACAAAAGUAAAAACAGCAGUGCGGCUUUUAAUAUGAUGAAUGGCGCUUCUAUUUUGGGUUUUCCUCUUAAAAUGGCACUAAACUGGAGUAAAGAGUGCUUGUUCAGUAUUGAAAAAGUAGGUCAAUGAGGUGAAGACGGGGCUACCUUUUUAGAUAAUUAGUUAUAUCCUGUGUAUUUACUGUCUGAGCACUAUAAUCAAAUGUAAAUAUUUUUAUCAAAAAUAUUUCAGCACCACACUUCUGUUCUUAAGAAGAAAAUGCACAUAAGAAAAUAUAAUCCAACAUUUAAUUUAAGCAGAUUAUUAGAACAUGUAGACAUUAUCAUUGGUGGUGGAGGAAAGAAAUUAAGUGCAUUUAUUCAAGUAUAAUUCUUUGUACUUUGUAUUUGUACUUUUUUUUAGCUCUUUACCUUCUACAUGUAUUUACAGUCCUAUCUAUAUUUAAAGAUAACAGAUUCCAAGUUGUUUAUGCCUUAUAGAUGUAAAACACUAUAUGCUAUACAGUGGUUUACAGUAACAUAUAAAACCCAGCAGUUUAUGUGCAGGCCUGCUACUUUAACAGCAGGACUUUAACUGAGUGCAUUUCACUAAUUCAAAGAUGGGUUUAAAGUAUCUUGACAUUAUGGUACUCUUUCACUUAAAGGAUUUCCAAGAGGUAAGAUUCCUUCUGUAAAGUGGCAGACUACAUAGGCAGACUAUCCCUGAGCAGCUCUGUGCAAGGAGAACCAGUUUUUGCUUCAGAGGCUGUAUGUGGUUUGACUGUUCAAAUGAACUUCACGGUUACAGACCGAACACAAAUGACUGUGGUUUAUUCAAAGUCCCAUCAUUGAAAUCCAAUGCAAACACUUUGGUGCUUUAAAUAUGUGGUGAGUUUUCCAUGUGAGCGGUGAGCUGCUGGUGGGACAACAGCACUGCAGCAUUUUCCACCUGUAUGUCGUGAAUAGUGUGAAGGUCACUUGCAGGAUUAGUUGUCUUACACCUUUUAAAGGCAUUCUGUCGCUGAGGCUGAAAAUCGCCAUGCAAAUCCUGUUAUCUGGCCCCAACUCAGGGAAUCAGGGCCUCAGCUAUCAACAUAUUUACCAUUUAUGGACAUAUGCUUUACAUCCUGUGCCACAAGCCAAAUCCUCCCCUCCUCUGCUGCACUACCGGCUAAUAUUCUGUGUAUCUGAACUGUGAAUUGUGGUCCUCCCCCACUGUAACAAACAGAUGGCCGCUCGAUCUUGAGUCAUCACAAACCCAUUACCAGAGUGACUUGUCCUCAGCCAGGCUGCCUUGAUUCGUGCCCGAUGGCUCUCGCCAGUGUUUGCUCAGGCUCUUAAGUCAUCCUCAGGCUUCACAGCGCACUGUGUUUGCUCAGGUUAAAUGGCUUGUGCUGCCCCUGGAGUCUCCUGAUUGGCUGUGACACUGCAGUGUUUGACAAGUGAAAUGACACCGAGUGGCCCCCGUCGCAGCAAAUGUGUUUGGCUGUUUGAAACAAGUUGGCUUUUAAUACAGCGUGUUUACACACCAAAAAGCCCUAAGUGUGUUUCUAUCUGUGUUGCCAGGGUCUAUCAGUGGCCAGACCAGUGAGCAUAAAUCAUUCAGAGGUAAUUCAGAGGAACAACAGAGGCUCUAAGAGGAAAAAGCAGGGAAAUUAUAAAGCCUCUAUAAUGGAGGCCCCUAUUACAGCUGCUGGUCCAGUUUAAGACGGCCUUAUAAAUGGUUUUAUUAUCUAGGAGGCUCUAUUUUGGCUACAUCUGUUCAGAAUCACCAUUUCUGAGUAUAAUUCUGAGCAGUAAUCAAAAAGUUUUUGAAACACCUUCAUUUUCUUCAGAGGUCGUG
Haplochromis burtoni (Burton's mouthbrooder) is the source of this 6305-nucleotide messenger RNA. It is a transcript of the gene etv1, whose product is annotated as ETS variant transcription factor 1. Gene Ontology annotation, biological process: regulation of transcription by RNA polymerase II; cell differentiation. Gene Ontology annotation, molecular function: sequence-specific DNA binding; DNA-binding transcription factor activity, RNA polymerase II-specific. The coding region runs from base 998 to 2200 and encodes 400 amino acids. Gene Ontology annotation, cellular component: nucleus. The transcript has 10 exons. Lineage: Eukaryota; Metazoa; Chordata; Actinopteri; Cichliformes; Cichlidae. The record is from RefSeq and is a predicted model, not a curated record.